GGGGGGGUGCCCGGGGGGCGGGCGGUGAUGGCCCCGGGGCCUCCCCGCCGCUCAAAUAGCCGCCGCCGCCGCCGCGCCCGGCAGUGGAGCCGGCACGGCCGCCCCCCGCCAUGGUGACGGCGGCGAGCGGGCGGCGCGGCGACACCCCGCAGCGGCGGGGCCCCGGCGGCUGCCCCGGCCGCUGCCCCCGGCGCCCGGCACGGCGGCGGCGCACGGGGACGGGGACGGCGGCCGCGGCGGCGGCGGCGGCGGCGGUGGGGGAGAGCCCGCAGGAGCUGCAGGCUUUCCGCGACUACGGGGAGAGCUGGUACCGCUCUCGCAAGGGGCUGGAGAGCCGCUUCCAGCCGCGGGAGCCGCUCGCCCGGCAGCCGCAGGUGACGGCGGAGGCGCGCUGCAAGCUGGUCAGCUGGCUCAUCCCCGUGCACCGGCACUUCGGGCUCUCCUUCGAGGCGCUCUGCCUGGCCGUCAACACCCUCGACCGCUUCCUCGCCACCACCCCCGUGGCCGCCGAUUGCUUCCAGCUCCUGGGGGUGACGGCGCUGCUCAUCGCCUGCAAGCAGGUGGAGGUGCACCCCCCCAGCGUGAAGGAGCUCCUCGCCCUCUGCUGCGGCGCCUUCACCCGCCAGCAGCUCCGCAACCUGGAGUGCAUCGUCCUGCACCGCCUGGGCUUCGACCUGGCGGCGCCCACCGUCAGCUUCUUCCUGGAGCACUUCAGCCAGGUGCGGCUGGAGGCGCGGGGGGCCGACGCGGGGGAGGCGGCGGACGCCAGGAGCCUGGCGGGGGGCGUCGCGGAGCUCAGCCUGGCCGACUACGCCUUCACCAAAUACGCCCCCUCCCUGCUGGCCGCCGGCAGCCUGGGGCUGGCGGACCGGCUGCUGCGCCACCGCAGCCCCCUGGACCUGCGGGUCAGCGGCUACCCGGAGGGGCUGCUGCGGGACUGCAUGGACCGGCUGCAGCUCCUGGUGUCCCUGAACGGGCAGUCCCUGCCGCUCCUCCUGCCCCCGGCGGUGGCCCAGAAGUGCCCCUGGCUGCGGGGCGGCCGCUGA
Messenger RNA from Gavia stellata (red-throated loon), 1046 nucleotides. RefSeq names its product cyclin O (gene CCNO). The coding region runs from base 111 to 1046 and encodes 311 amino acids. The record is from RefSeq and is a predicted model, not a curated record. Gene Ontology annotation, molecular function: cyclin-dependent protein serine/threonine kinase regulator activity. Lineage: Eukaryota; Metazoa; Chordata; Aves; Gaviiformes; Gaviidae. Gene Ontology annotation, cellular component: centrosome; cytoplasm; cyclin-dependent protein kinase holoenzyme complex. The transcript is spliced from 3 exons. Gene Ontology annotation, biological process: regulation of cyclin-dependent protein serine/threonine kinase activity; mitotic cell cycle phase transition.